GUGUUGCAAUAGGAGGAGGUGGAGGGAAAGAGAGCCAGAGAGCGAGCUUCAGAGAGAAUGAGCGAGAGGGAGGACGAGGACAGGCAGGGAACCAGAAGCCGCAUUAAAGAAAUAGAAGAAAAGAGGAGCAGCGUGUUGGAACAGCAGCCCGUCAGAAUAAGAGCUUUUAACAUAUAGAGCAGGAGACUCAGUGCGCGUGGGGAGUGCGUCGCAGCCUGUGGCUCGUUCUGUGUGAUCCACGGUUCUCCUGAGGCCGUGGCAGCCAUGGCGUCAGAGCCAGGCACCCAGUCCAGGGUGAUGUUCCAGGCGCCGGACAAGGCAGAAGAGGCGGCGCAGCGUAAGCUGGGCAAGCUGACAGUCAAGUACAACCGCAAGGACCUACAGAGGAGGCUGGAUAUCGAGGAGUGGAUCGACGGGCAGCUGCACCUGCUGUUUGACUGUGAGGAAGAAGAGAUGCCAGAGUUAGAAAUAGACAUAGACGAACUCCUAGAACUGCCCGACGAAGGACAGCGAAGCCGACUUGAGGAGUUACUGCAGGAAUGCGGAAAGCCAAAAGAGGAUUUUAUCAACGGGCUGCUCUACAGGAUAAAAGGCCUACGCAAAAUGUCAGGCCCCCUGAAGAAAUAAUUAUAGGUCAAACUAAGAAUCAAGACAAGAACCGGAGCCUCUUCUUCCCCACAGGCUUAGCAGUUUGAAUGCCUGCAAACGCGAACGACACGACAGGGGGAUUUUUCCUGACUUCUUCCCCCCCUUUCCUGAGUCAGAAUGGAUUUUUGUUUCCCCCAAUUUACAGACUCUCCUAAAAUUUAACCCCCCAUUAAAAACAUUAAUAACAUGAAAGUGAUAAACAUGACAGUCAUUAUCCAGAUGGACAAUUUUUUUUUGUUUAGGAGUCAAGAGAGUGCAUUUCCCUUUUUUCUUAUUUAUGUACAUAAGCAUUUUGUUCAGGUAACAGUGUUGUUGGAAUAAAGUGGAACAUUUUAGAAACAAGG
Molecule: messenger RNA, 992 nt
Organism: Fundulus heteroclitus (mummichog)
Lineage: Eukaryota; Metazoa; Chordata; Actinopteri; Cyprinodontiformes; Fundulidae
Gene: ppp1r14d
Exons: 4
Coding region: 265-627 (120 amino acids)
Biological process (GO): regulation of phosphorylation
Cellular component (GO): cytoplasm
Molecular function (GO): protein serine/threonine phosphatase inhibitor activity
Source: RefSeq, a predicted model, not a curated record